Trifolium pratense (red clover) is the source of this 2725-nucleotide messenger RNA. RefSeq names its product wall-associated receptor kinase-like 1. The coding region runs from base 87 to 2126 and encodes 679 amino acids. Gene Ontology annotation, molecular function: protein serine/threonine kinase activity; ATP binding. The transcript has 2 exons. NCBI's taxonomy places the organism in Eukaryota, Viridiplantae, Streptophyta, Magnoliopsida, Fabales, Fabaceae. Gene Ontology annotation, cellular component: plasma membrane. Gene Ontology annotation, biological process: cell surface receptor signaling pathway; protein phosphorylation. The record is from RefSeq and is a predicted model, not a curated record.
GCGUGAUAAGAACAUAACCAACUCUUAAAAACACUUGAAAACAAUUGAAGUGCAAAACAUUUAUUGUCUUCUCUAGAGAUUUAAUCAUGGAGCUUCAUUACUAUAUUCUUCAACUCACAGUCCUGUUCCUAAGUAUGUUUCCUCAAUCACUCAAUUGCCAACAAGUAUACCUUAAUAACACUGUCUUUGACUGCACUAAUACACCUUCUGUACCAAAAGGAUACCUCUGCAAUGGCCUUAAAAAAUCAUGCACUUCCUUUUUAGUUUUCAAGUCAAAACAUCCCUAUGAUAGCCCUACAAAAAUUGCCUAUCUUCUUGGCUCUGAAGCAUCAACCUUAGCUUCAAUCAACAAGAUAUCAAUAAAUGAGAAAAUUCCUUCCAAUAAAUCAAUCAUAGUCCCUGUCUUCUGUUCGUGUGCUGGAAAUAUCUACCAGCAUAGCACAUCUUACUCUGUAAAGGAGAAUGAUACCUACUUUGAGUUGGUAGAAAAAACUUACCAAGGCCUUACAACCUGCCAGGCAAUGAUGGGUCAGAAUUACUAUGCUCCUAUCUACAUUCCAGUUGGUGCUGAGCUCACAGUUCCAGUACUAUGUGCUUGUCCCACAGCAAACCUGACGGCAAGAGGGGUUACCUCCUUGCUAGUUCACAUAGUGAACGAUGGUGACACAGUUAAGUCCAUAGGAGAAGCUUAUGGUGUCGAUGAAAAUAGCAUGCGAGAGGCUAAUGAGUUGCCUCUGCUAAAAAUUGCAAACAGCAGUGUGAUCCUCUUUGCAACAACGCCUUUACUAGUUCCUCUGCAAGCCAAGAGUUGCAAAGAGAACCCAGAAAGAUUCUAUUGCAAAUGUUCUGAGGCACUGCAUGCAGAUGGAAGUUCCGAGCGUCUAUUCUGUGAUGAAUCUCAUGGUCAAAAAAUCCCUGCAAAAUUGGUUGUUGCCUCAGGUAUUGGCAUUGGUACAGGCUUUCUGUCUUCGUUUCUUCUGGGUUACAAAUUAUAUCAAUGCAUAAAUGAAAAGAGAGAAAAAAUCCGUAAGGAAAAGCUGUUCAGGCAAAAUGGUGGCUACUUGUUACAAGAGACAUUCUCAUCCUUUGGAAAUGGAGAAAUGGCAAAGCUUUUUACGGCAGAGGAGCUGCAAAGAGCGACAGAUAACUACAACCUGAGUAGGUUUCUUGGUCAGGGUGGCUAUGGCAUGGUGUAUAAAGGAAUGUUACCAGAUGGAACCAUAGUUGCAGUUAAAAAGUCAAAAGAACUUGAAAGGAACCAGAUAGAGACUUUUGUCAAUGAAGUGGUCAUCUUAUCUCAGAUCAACCACAGGAACAUUGUCAAACUCUUAGGCUGUUGUCUUGAGACAGAAACCCCAUUACUAGUUUACGAAUAUAUCCCCAAUGGAACUCUUUCCCAACAUAUACAUCGGAAAGACCAUGAGUCGUCCCUUUCGUGGGAAAAUCGCCUUAGAAUUGCGUGUGAGGUUGCUGGAGCAGUGGCAUAUAUGCAUUUUUCAGCUUCUAUUCCAAUCUUCCACAGAGACAUCAAACCAACCAACAUACUCCUGGACAGUAACUAUAGUGCCAAAGUGUCCGAUUUUGGGUCAUCAAGAUCAAUACCACUAGAUAAGACUCACUUAACCACAUUUGUAGGUGGAACUUUUGGGUACAUAGACCCUGAAUAUUUUCAGUCCAGUCAAUUUACAGAUAAGAGUGAUGUAUACAGUUUUGGGGUUGUGCUUGUAGAGCUCAUAACCGGUAGAAAGCCGAUUUCAUUUUAUGAUGAAGACGAGGGUCAGAAUUUGAUUGCACAUUUCAUUUCUGCGAUGAAGGAGAACGAACUUUCUCAAAUUUUAGAUGCCAGAGUGCAAAAGGAAGCAGGGAAAGAUGUCAUUCUUACCAUUUCGAAUCUUACAAUGAGAUGUUUGAGACUUAAUGGUAAGAAAAGACCAACAAUGAGAGAGGUUUCAGCGGAAUUAGAAACACUGAGAAAGGCACAAAGCACCUUCCAAAUCAACCAUGAUCAUGAUGAGUCGCCACCAAGUGAUGAAGAAUCAUUUGGGCGCACAACUAAUGAAACAGACCAAGAAUCCAGAGAGGAAAGCAUUCCGCUUUACUUACAAACAGAAUCUACGUCCUUCUAAUAUUCUGGAUUGAUAAUCGAGUGGUUAGACUCAAGAUGUUAAUGAGUUUCAGUUAAAUCGAAUUGUUCACGAGAAUGUGAGUUUGAUUUCAGGUUAGAAUAAUAUUUAUUUAGCGGAACUUUGCCUACCUCCCACCAGACCUCAUUUAUCUUAAAAACCCGAGGGUUAAGACAAAAAAAAAAAAAAAAUCGGAUUGAUACUGAUUUCUGAUUUAUUAUUAUGUUUUUGCUUCAUUUUCAGCAUAUGAAAUGAAUGAAGAGUGUAUUUAUCCCAAAGAUGACCUAGGAUAAUUGACUCACAUUAUUAAUUAGCUCCUAAAGUGUAUCAGUUUAAAAUUGAAUCAUCAUAUUGAGUUUUUCUCUCAUCCUAUUCAUACUCGCUAAAUUGUGAAUUAAAUUACAUAAUGAGUAAGAUAGACACAUCCUAUUCAUACUCAGAAGUGCAAUUUUUAAUUAUGGGAGUGUGAGGUGAGAGAAAUAAAAAAAAUAAAGUAGUGAUGAUGAGAGAGAGAAGAAACAUGAUGAGUAAGAUAGACACAUAAAUUGAACAGUAAAAAAAUGGGAGGAACUUUCAUAUAUUCCAUAUGAAAUUAUUUUCAA